AUGUCUAUUCAAAUGACCUUGGUGUUCGGCACCUUAAUUCUCGAGAUGGUAGUCCUUUUCGGCUUAGUUUUACCUCUUCCUCUUAUGCUUAGGCAGAGAUUUGUUGAGCUUGCCAAUAUAUUGAAGAAUCUGAAAAACUUCAAGAUUGGAACUGCAUUCACCACAAUUCUAUUGCUUAUGCAGUUUGUGGACUGUUUGCAGAGAUUGAAGAAGUACGACUACGUCUCCAAUCCUUACUAUACCACCAGUGGCAAGGAGGGUGUAGCUGCUGCUGCUGCUGGUUAUGGCCGUCCUCCACUCACCAGUGAACAAUUGGCUUCUAAGUUCUAUUCUCAAAGGAAUUUGUAUAUCACUGGUGCUGUGUUGUACUUAGAAAUUGCCAUCGCGACUGUUUUACCAAUUAUACGUAAGCUAGUAGCUAAAGAGGCUGAAUAUAGGAAGCUUUCAUCUUCGGAAAGGGAGGCUUUAAGUAGCGUAGACACUUCAGAGGCCGAAAAAUUAAAGAAAUUGAUUGCUGCAAAGGAUCUUGACAUUGCAACUUUCAAGAAGCAGAUCCAAGGUUUGCAAAGAUCUUACGACGAUUUGACAAAGGAUGAGGUUGUUGAUAAGAAGAGUGAUUAG
Dujonia railenensis is the source of this 621-nucleotide messenger RNA. NCBI's taxonomy places the organism in Eukaryota, Fungi, Ascomycota, Pichiomycetes, Serinales, Debaryomycetaceae. The record is from the annotation of a GenBank genome assembly.